Molecule: messenger RNA, 2475 nt
Organism: Micromonas pusilla CCMP1545
Lineage: Eukaryota; Viridiplantae; Chlorophyta; Mamiellophyceae; Mamiellales; Mamiellaceae
Exons: 2
Coding region: 1-2475 (824 amino acids)
Cellular component (GO): protein folding chaperone complex
Molecular function (GO): protein binding
Source: RefSeq, a predicted model, not a curated record
AUGAUCGUAGCCGCGACCGACGACGGCGGCGGCCCGUCGGGCUUCUCCGUGGUCCGCGAUUCCAUCGCGCGCGAUCGAGAGGCGCUCUUCGGCGCGACGCGAGCGCACAUCCCCACGAUCGCGGCCGACGACAGCGCGUCGUCGUCCUCCGCCGAGAGCGGCGACGAGAGCGACGGCGAGCUUCCGAUAUUCUUCAGCUCGCGCGCGUCGGACGACGCGACGACGACGACGACGACGACGAGCUCGACGUUCUCCGCGGCGACGCGCCGCGCCGCCCCCGCGUCCGCGCGCGCCGACGCCGACGACGACGCCGCCGCGCUCGCGGCGUUCGAGCGCGCCGCGACCGCGUCGCUCGCGCGGGAAGAGGCGCGAUCCGCGGCGAUCGUCGCCGAGGCGCACGCGUCGUUCGAACGCGGCGGAGACCCGGGGUACGACGACGACGACGAGUCCACGGACGCGCGCGCGAAGCGACGGCCACACACACGCGGCGCCACCUCGCGAGGCGCUUCGCGCCCGGCGUCCGCGCCGCCGGCGCGCGCGUUUGUCGCGCCGCCGAACGCGAUGGGCGAGCUUUUCUCCGGGUGGCUCUCCGGCGCCGCGGGCAGGCUCGCGCGCGACGACCGCGGCGGUACCGGCGGCGGAGACGACGACGACGAUCGCAUGGGCGCGUUCCCGCUGCCGCCGGCGACGCCGAGGGACGUCGUCGACGUCGACGCGUUGGAGAGAGAAUUCGCGCGCGCGACGCGAGGAGGCGCGACGCUGGACGCCGAUGGUGGCGACUUGCCGUCCGACGUCGCGUCCGCGAUGCCGCCGCCGAGCGUGACGCUGGACGUGGACGGGCCGCGGGGCAUCGGCGGGAUCGACCUCGACGCGCUGCUCGCGAGGUUGUCCACGCCGGAGGGACUGCGCGACGUCGAGGCGGCGAGAUCCGCGGUGGGCGUCGACGACGUGAUUUUCGAAGACGACGACGACGGCUCUUUGGACGAGGGGAGGGGGGAGGAGGAGCGCGCGGGCGCGGCGACGCGCGGCGGCGGCGACGCGGGAGAGCGCGACGAGGAAGGGUGGACGAAGGAACGAAGGGCUUUUGGCGGACUUCAGGGCGGAGUUUCGCGCGGAAGAGGCAGAGGCGACGGCGCGACGCGUCCGCCGCCGCCGCCGCCGCCGAGUCGGCCGUCCACGGCGCGGAAUCGCGCGGGAGGCCCGACCCCGUCGCUCGAUCCGUACGGGCGAGGGACGUCGCGGACGCGGCGACGGGAAGCGACGGCGGCGGGGCGAGGCGGCGCGGGCGCGUCGGUCGACGCCGCGAAGCCGCCGUUGCUCGCGCCGUUUACGUUCCCGCGCGUCGGCGCCCCGGAGCCGACGGUGCGCGUCGACGCGCGGCGGGGAGCCGAGGAGCCGGAGCCGGAGCCGGAGCCCGUCGAUUCGAAUUCAAACGCCGCGCCGCCGCCGCCGCCGCCGGUGGACGACUCCGCGAGCGACUCCGGCGACUCCGACUCCGACGACGACGCGUGGAGGAAGACGCGACGCGCGGCGAAGCCGUCGGUGGCCGCGAAGACGGCGGCGGCGACGGCGGCGGCGGCGGCGGAGCGCGCCACCGCGAAGGCGUCCGCCGCCGCGAGAGCCGCGUCCGACGCCGCGUCGAGAGCUUCCGCGGCUGCAGCCGCACGCGAGGAAGAGGAACACGCGCGCGCGAAGCAGAGGGCGACGAUACUCGCGGCGAAAGAGGCGGCGAUGCGCGAGGCGGUGGCCGCCGCGCGCGACGAAGCCGAGGCGGCGGCCGCCGCCGCGCGCGCGAAGAACGCGGCGGCGGCGGCGGAGGCGGAUGCCGCCGAGGCCGAGAAGGCGCUCGAGACCGCGCGGUCCGAGAUCGUCGAUCCCUCGGGGGGAGACGUCGCGGCGAUGCAUCAUGUGACGCCGGGCCCGGAGUGGGAGGAAGACGCCGAGCGGAGCGCGCGCGCGGAGGAACGGCGCCUCGCCGGGAACGACGCGUUCCGCCGCGGCGACUACCGACGCGCCGUCGACGAGUACUCCGCGUCUCUGCGCGUCAAAGAGAACGACGCGAACGCGCUCGCGAACCGCGCGGCGGCGUUCUUGCGGCUCGAGGACUACGACGCCGCGGAGACGGACGCGACGCGAUGCCUGCGCGCGGACCCCGGGCACGACAAGGCGCGGCAUCGACGCGCGACGGCGCGCCGCGCCAAGGGGGACGUCGCCGGCGCGUUGGCCGACCUCGAGACGCUCCGCGCGCGUCUGCCGCACCACGCGGCGGUGACGAAGGACUAUCACGACGUCCGGCGGCUCGCGUCGCAUUUGGACCCGGCGAAGGCGGCGGCGGCGAUGGAGGCGCAUCAGCGCGAGAGGAGGGAGGCGGAGGAGGAGGCGAUGGCGGCGUGGGAGAGGCGCAGGGACGAGGGGCUGAGAGCGCACAAGGCGCGCGCGCAGAGCGCGCGCGGGUCGCGCCCCGCGAAUAGGUAG